AUGGCUGCAUCAAACUUGUAUGGACCAAAAUUUGUGUUCUUGACUUUGAUUUGGGUUGAGAAUUUCGUGUCGAAUGAAGGUGUUGCUGGGGGCGGAGUUGAGCUCUUGGACGUUGAUCUCAUCAACGGAUUCCAGACUCUGCAUCACUUUUUGUGUAACCAUUUGCCGGUGCUAAAGGAUAAACCUAUCAUUAUCAUAACCACGAUGAGCCUCACUGUCAUGAAAGUUAAGACCCCGAAGGUCAGGCUAGGCAACAUCAAUGUCCAAGACCUCAACUCCAUCCCGGCAACACCUUCAUUCGACACUAAAUUCACAACCCAAAUCAGAGUCAAGAAUACAAAUUUUGGUCCAUACAAGUAUGAUGCUGGCAUUGUCACGUUUUUGUACCAAGGCGCUACUGUCGGGCAAGUCUCUAUUCCAAAGAGCAAGGCUGGAAUGCUUUCCACCAAAAAAGUUGAUGUAGAGGUGAGCUUGAGUUCAAGUGCACUGAACAAUUCCAAUCUUGGCAGUGAAUUGAGCACCGGGGUGUUGAUUCUCAACAGUGCGGCUACGUUGACUGGAAAGGUUGAACUUAUGUUUAUUAUGAAGAAGAAGAAGUCUUCCACCAUGGACUGCACCAUUGCAUUUGAUUUGUCAUCAAAGACGCUCAAAAGUUUGCAAUGCAAGUGA
Molecule: messenger RNA, 669 nt
Organism: Malus domestica (apple)
Lineage: Eukaryota; Viridiplantae; Streptophyta; Magnoliopsida; Rosales; Rosaceae
Source: RefSeq, a predicted model, not a curated record